GAGUGCCAAUAGUUUCUAUAUUUUGCAAAAUGAGGGGUUUCACUUUGUGAUGUUGGAAUUGGCCAUUGUAUCGCAUCGCAAGCUUCUGUAAAACCCUCCUCCCAGCUGUUCUAGAGAGAGAAAGUGAAGUUUUUAGAUAGAGAAUCAUAUACAUACAUUUCACAGAAGAGAGAGAAGGAACAAUAUAUGCAUCCGUACACACGGGAAAAAAGUACGAUGCCAAACCGAACUCUAUAGUGAGAAUCGAAACCCUAAAAGAGUACGCAAAUCCGUACGGCAAGUGAUAUGCAAAGCUGAUUUGGCCUAUGAGUAACUGCUGAACUGUUUCUCUUCCCCCAAUGGAGCUAAAAGUUUCAUCUCCGAAGGAUGGGCGUCUUUCACCUUCUGAUUGUCUCAGUGAUCCUGAAGAGAAAGAAAUUACUGAUGAUGAAGAUGAUGACCGUAAUCAUAAGCAUCGUAGACGGGAGACACGAUCUCAGUCAAUGGAGAGAGAUUCCGUGGAACAAGUUCUAACAAGGCCAUAUAGAAAGAGAAACAAACCUUUUGAAAAUGGCCAUCUUAGGGAAAACCAUUCUCAGUCAAAUGAAACCUGGAAAAGUUAUAAUAUGUCCCCUCUGGAGAAAGACCUGUCUACAAAGUUUGACAAACGACGCCCUGGGUUUUCCACUUUUUCUCGAGCUCCAAACAGGGUUAAUCAAUCAUCAUCUGCUGAGCCUGGCUCUGGUAGGGGUAGAGGUAGGGAAUCAGGUUUCUGGGGCCCACGUGAUCCUAGGUUCAGCAACGUUGAUAUUGCUUCUCAAAUGGUUUCACAGGGAUCAAGUCUGUUUGCAGGGAGGGGGUUACCAAAUGUUUCGAACUCACAGGGUGGAUCCUGGAAUGCAUUUGGAUUGAUUCCAGGAAUCCCUAAUGGUGGUAUGGAUACACUUCAUUCCCUUAGUUUGCAAGGAGCACUUGGACCAUCAAUCAGUCCACUAAAUAUAGGUCUUCCCCGCCAACGGUGUAGAGAUUUUGAGGAGCGUGGCUUUUGCCUAAGGGGAGACAUGUGUCCAAUGGAGCAUGGUGUCAACCGGAUUGUUGUUGAAGAUGUUCAGAGCCUUUCACAGUUCAAUCUCCCGGUCUCACUUCCAAGUACACACCUUGUGGGAACUCCCUCUGCUUUACCUUCUGUUAAUGCUCCUUCGAGCACAUUGAUACAUGGCAAAAGUCUACAUAACAAAAGCAGCAAGCAUGGAAUGGCAGAUGAUGGAUUUAGCAUGAAUGGUGUUUUCACUGGUUCAGCUGGUGGGGCUGAUUUUUAUGAUCCUGAUCAGCCUCUGUGGGCUAAAAAUGGUCCAGAAAAUUCAACAGCAUUGCUAGGACUAAAUUCAUCUAAGCUUGAUGAAUCAGAGUCUUUGUUAGAUGGACCUGACAAUGAAUACCUUGGGAGGAGUACUGCAACUGCUGCUGGUUCUUUAAAUGCAAGUUCAAAUGUCUGGGGAAGAAUUGGUGCAAAAACUAAAUUGGGAAUGAAAAAGAAAAUUGAUUCUACCAUGAGCUCCUCAAAUACCAUGGAAAACGAUGCAAAGGAAGGUCAGGAGGCCUUAACCAAUCUUCAGGGACCUACCCGCCAGGAGAAGCGGAUCAUUGCAGAAGACGUUGGCUCACAAGCCAGUGAUUUAUCUGCAAAGGUGCAAGGUGAUACUGGGCGUAUUACCCGGAAACCUUCUCAAAAAGCGCUACGUACUCUAUUUGUCAAUGGUAUUCCCCAAAAAGACAAUAGAAGAGAGUCCCUUUUUUCUCAUUUCCGAAAAUUUGGGGAGGUUAUUGACAUUUAUAUUCCAGUUAAUAGUGAGCGAGCUUUUGUUCAGUUCUCCAAGAGGGAGGAGGCAGAAGCUGCUCUGAAGGCACCUGAUGCUGUUAUGGGUAACAGGUUUAUCAAGCUAUGGUGGGCUAAUCGAGACAGUAUUCUCGAUGAUGGAACAAGUAGUGGUAACAAUGUAUCAGUAGCUCCUCGUGGAGUGGCAGCUGUUUCAUUGCCACCCCAUCUAUUUGUUUCUCAUGGAGGAAAGGAUAGCCUCCAAUUGUCCGCUCCGAAAGUUGGUGUUUCCAAUGCUUCUGUUGCUGCUGUGCUGCCUGCCUCUGAUCAUCCUAAGCCUGUGAUGACCAGCAGCCCGAAAGCUCCACCUCCUUUGCAAAAGAAGCAGGAGAGUUUAGAGUUUUUGAAGGAGGAACUCCGAAAGAAGCAGGAAUUACUUGAUCAGAAGCGCAAUGACUUCCGGCGUCAGUUGCAUAAACUUGAGAGACAAACCUCAGGUGUGAGAGGUGAUGUACCAUCUGAGCAUGGUGCAAAGAGACAUAAGCCUGCAACUGUAGCUGAUGUUGGAAAAGUUGCUACUCCCAGGUCUGCUGAAUCUGGUACUGUUGUAGCUUCGCCUCUAGCAGAAGUGAUGUCUGAAAGGAAUAAAUCUGCAGAGAAUGUCGAUCAGCAAAGCUCCAAACAAAGUACAUUCGUGGCCCCUCAGGAACCUUCAAGUUUGAAGCAUUCAAUUCGUCCUUUGGCACCUGCAGGGGCAUCAUUUGUCAUGAAUAGAUUCAAAUUGGACAACCGUCCCACGGCGUUUAAAAUCAUUCCGCCUUUACCUAUAGGCCUUGCAAAUGUUGCUGUUUUGAAGGAACACUUCUCUGAUUACGGAGAACUUUCUGCUGUAGAGAUAGAAGAUGUAGAGUCUAGUGACUCUCUUGCAUCCCAAAAUUGCUCAGCUCAUAUCUCUUUCACUACACGCCUGUCAGCUGAGAGGGCAUUUUUGAAUGGUAGAUGUUGGCAAGGUCACAAUUUGCAGUUUACUUGGGUGGUGUCUAGUAAUUCUAGCAAUGGCAAUGGUGUUCGAGAAAAUUCCCCUUCUGCUUCAAAGAUGCCUUCAGAUGCUAACCUUCAGCCUGCAGUUGAAGUCACACCCAUUGAUUACCAUAAUGAGGCAGCCUCAAAAGAUGGAGAAUCUAAUAUUUUGGAUAGAAAAGAAAGUGGUGGAGAGCAUAUGGUAUCAGAUGAGCAUCUGCGGUCCAGUUCGUCUGCAAUAUCUUGCGAGAAACAGUCUCCUAAAAGGGAUGUUUGUUGAGGAUGGCCUAAUUGUCGGGUUGUACAGUGAGGUGCUAGGGCACUUUCUGGAUUUGUAGAAGGCCCAGUAUCGUAUCUUGAAAAUGAAACUUUUUGACGGAGCGAGCCUGUAGAAGAAUGCAGAGAAUUUGUUCAAAAAGGUCCAUUGACUCAAACCUUACUCUCCUUUUUUUGUUCUUUUUUCCUUUCAGCGUUUUCCCUCUUGCAUUCAUCAGAAACGUUCUUAUUACGUGUAUCGACGUUGCGUUAGAGACAUUAUUUGUCAAUUAUUUUCAUCGUGUUGGAGCCUAUGGUACAAGUACUUUGUUUAGUUACUUUGGAAGGGCAUAGAAGAUGAAGGAACUGCAACUGAAUUGUAAUGGAAUUCGAACCUCGUUGACUAAUGCUGAAAGCACAAAUUUUGUACAGUAUUUUUUCCUAUGAAAUACUGUUUCUCC
Rhododendron vialii is the source of this 3531-nucleotide messenger RNA. RefSeq names its product zinc finger CCCH domain-containing protein 41. The record is from RefSeq and is a predicted model, not a curated record. Gene Ontology annotation, molecular function: metal ion binding; RNA binding. Gene Ontology annotation, cellular component: nucleus. Bases 339 to 3095 code for a protein of 918 amino acids. NCBI's taxonomy places the organism in Eukaryota, Viridiplantae, Streptophyta, Magnoliopsida, Ericales, Ericaceae. The transcript has 6 exons.